GAGAGUACUUGCAGCAAUUUAUAAGGCGAUGACAGAGAAAACACUGUCUGACAGGAGGAAAAAGGUGCCUGAACUGCCGGGACAGUUUUCAGCCUUAUCAACAUUAACUUUCAUGGAUUAUUCCCUUGACCCUAUAUUUCCAGAUCUAUUGGAGUUCGUUCACUUUUCAUGAGAAAUUAACUGUCCACUCAAAUUGACUGCUUAGGCGUUAUGGAGUUCUUCUGUCGAAAGAAAAAGAAUAGGCCUAUAAGGACUGCAGUCAGCUUGACUCUGGUGUUUGCCACUUUGCUGAUGCUUCAGAAACUGAUAACAGUGGAUACGAACAUUAGGGAUAUCAAGGUCGAAUUGAAAACAAAGUUCUGUGGCCCCGAAUGCGAGUCAGUCAAAAAGAACAGCAUAAGGACCGUUGGAGAUUCAGCCCAAACGAGUGAAAGUAGCUUGGCACCGGUGACCAAUAUCAUGCCAACAACUUGGGACGUGCAGACUAUUAACUGUACAGAAAAUUCUACAUUAAGAACCGAGGAGCGGUUUCGUCAUAUGAAUCCCCGGUUCCACACAUUUGUCCUCCAGAGACAUUGCAGAUAUUUUCCCAUGCUGCUGAAUCACCCAGAGAAGUGUAGCGGUGAAGUAGAUGUUCUGGUCGUGGUCAAAUCGGUUAUUGAAGAACACGACCGGCGAGAGGCAGUGCGUAAGACGUGGGGUAAAGAACAGGUCAUUGAGGGCAUGAGAAUCAAAACGUUAUUCCUAUUAGGCGCUCCAUCGACUGGCAAAGACUCAAGAAAUUUACAAGCGCUGGUUCAAUAUGAAGACCGAACCUAUGGGGACAUAUUGCAGUGGGACUUCAUGGACACCUUUUUUAACCUCACCUUGAAGGAGGUCAAUUUUCUGAGGUGGUUCAACAUCUACUGCAAAAAAGUCCCCUUCAUCUUCAAAGGAGAUGAUGACGUGUUUGUCCACUCAAAAAACCUCGUGGAAUUAAUUGGGUUUAAGAUAGAGGAGAAGAAGGUGGACAACCUCAUUGUUGGAGACACCAUUUUCAAAGCAAAACCGAUCAGAAACCGUCAGAGUAAAUAUUUCAUUCCCAAAGAGUUGUAUGAUCAACCCUAUCCACCUUACUUGGGUGGCGGAGGAUUUCUCAUGUCCUCUCAAGUGGCUCAGAGGCUGUUCGUGGUUUCUGAAAACGUGGAGCUUUAUCCAAUUGAUGAUGUGUUUUUGGGCAUGUGUCUUCAAAAGUUAAAUAUCACCCCUGAGCUGCACCUGGGCUUUAGAACAUUCGGGAUCAUAAAGCGCAAAAUGACUCCCUUGAACAGAGAGCCGUGCUUCUUCCGUAACCUCAUUGUAGUGCACAAACUCAGUCCAUUCGAGCUUCUGAAAAUGUGGAAACUUGUGCAAAACGAAGACCUCAACUGUGCCAGACAAGUUGUGUUCUAAAACUCAACUCUAUAUGGGCAUUUAUAAAGAAAGAGAGAACACUUUUCUUUAAUAUUAACCUUUUUAUUAUUAUUAUUUUUAAAUAAUUAUUUUUUAUUUUCAUCCUUUCUUUUGUAACAAAGUUGUGUUAUGAUAUUGUGAGCUAUUGUUAUGAAUGCUUAUAUUGUUAUCCAUUUUUACCAGAAACAAUA
Messenger RNA from Xyrauchen texanus (razorback sucker), 1622 nucleotides. RefSeq names its product UDP-GlcNAc:betaGal beta-1,3-N-acetylglucosaminyltransferase 7, like (gene b3gnt7l). Gene Ontology annotation, molecular function: hexosyltransferase activity. The transcript has a single exon. NCBI's taxonomy places the organism in Eukaryota, Metazoa, Chordata, Actinopteri, Cypriniformes, Catostomidae. Gene Ontology annotation, cellular component: membrane. Bases 211 to 1431 code for a protein of 406 amino acids. The record is from RefSeq and is a predicted model, not a curated record.